Puccinia graminis f. sp. tritici CRL 75-36-700-3 is the source of this 852-nucleotide messenger RNA. RefSeq lists its product as uncharacterized. Bases 84 to 389 code for a protein of 101 amino acids. Gene Ontology annotation, cellular component: signal peptidase complex; endoplasmic reticulum membrane. Lineage: Eukaryota; Fungi; Basidiomycota; Pucciniomycetes; Pucciniales; Pucciniaceae. Gene Ontology annotation, biological process: protein targeting to ER. The transcript is spliced from 3 exons. The record is from RefSeq and is a predicted model, not a curated record.
AUUUAAUUGCAACGUGGCUUCGAACACCCAAAAAACUAUCAGCACACCACUCAAUCAAAUCAAAAAACAGACCAACACAAACGAUGGAUGCUCUCUCAAAAGUCAUCGAUGGCUACGUCGACCAACUCAAAGCUACCUUCGAAGGAAAGAUCGACUUUGAAGGCCAAAGGAAGGCUGAUCAAUUGAACAACUUGAUCCUCUCACUCACAACUGUCAUCGCAUUGGUUGCUGGAUAUGCUUUGCAAUCGAUGCUGUUGACGUUUGGGAUCUACGGAGCUGGGUUUCUAACUGCUCUCCUGGUCGUUGUCCCCCCUUGGCCAUGUUACAACAAGAAUGCGAUCAGCUGGCUCCCUUCGUUGAAGAAACAGGGCAAGGUUAAAACCAAAUAGAUCGGAUCGAACUUCUGCGACCUCUAACCCGAUCCCUCUAAGGCUGCCUUAGACCACUGCUCUUCUUCUCAUCAAGCAUUGUUCUCUUCAAUCGUCAACUUUCGCUAGGUUUUUGUGCUUUUUUGCGAGUUGCUCAUUGUUUUUAAGUUGGAUCAACAUUUGUAACCCCCUGUGACAUCCUUGUUAAAUCAUAUGUCUGCCAUACCCUAACAUAUCCACCACUCGUGAUCGCACCUUCUCUUUUCUUUUCUUGUCAGUUUUCAUCAUAUUCCUCAGGGUGAUUCGAAAGAGACCUGUUUUCUCUCUCGGCUUAACAUGCUUAGAAAAGUCAUGGUGAUUGCUUCGCUUGUGAAGCCAAAAGCUAGCAUGUAGCAAGUUCGACUGCUUCAGAAAGACUUAGACUGCGUGAUGCCAGAGCCUGUGCCAAUUCGGGCCACUUCUUCGUAUCUCUGAUUCAAUGGGC